Molecule: messenger RNA, 946 nt
Organism: Betta splendens (Siamese fighting fish)
Lineage: Eukaryota; Metazoa; Chordata; Actinopteri; Anabantiformes; Osphronemidae
Product: calcium-binding protein 2
Exons: 7
Coding region: 1-669 (222 amino acids)
Molecular function (GO): calcium ion binding
Source: RefSeq, a predicted model, not a curated record
AUGUCCAAGGCAGCAGAGAGGACAGCUUCUACCACAUCUGCUGAUUCAGCCUCCACAGAUGGAAAAGGGGAAAUUUCAAAAUCCGCAGAUGCCUCACCAUCAGGUUCAGUCUCUGAAACGCCCAAAAAGUCAUCGAAGAAGUCCAAGAAAAACACUGAGAGUAUGACAAAGGUCUACACGUCUGUGCUCAACAGCGUGUUUGGAGCAGAGAGAGAAUUGGCUCAGGCUGAGUUAGACGAAUUACAAGAGGCCUUCAAGGAGUUUGACUACGACCAAGACGGCUACUUGAACUACAAGGAUGUUGCAGAGUGCAUGAGGACCAUGGGGUACAUGCCCACAGAGAUGGAGCUGCUGGAGAUCGUCCAGCAGAUUAAGAUGAGAAUGGGCGGCUUGAUGGACUUCGAUGACUUUAUUGAGCUGAUGGGACCCAGGAUGAUGGGCGAGACCGCUGACAUGCUGGGCCUUAAAGAGCUACAGUCUGCCUUCCUACAGUUUGACCUCGAUGCAGAUGGAAAGAUCAACCAGGACGAGAUGAAAGAGGCCGUGAAGACGCUGCUGGGGGAAAAGCUGAAGAAAGGAGAGUUAGAGGAGAUUUUAAAGGAGCUGGACAUUAACUCAGACGGGAACAUUGACUUUGAAGAGUUCGUGAUGAUGCUCUCCAUUCGCUAGCUGCUGGAAAAUCACUGACCUACUCAUACUUUUACUUCCCAUUAAUUAGUGAGCGAAUGCAAGAAUGCACAAACACUGUAUUUACAAUGUGUUGUAUUUGUAAUGAGUGAAGUCUUCAUGUGCAACGUGUGCUAACCUGUAACAACUGUGUGAGCGAUGAUUGGCUGAAGAUGCUGAUGCUGUAUGACUGCUGGGCCUGACAUCAGCAAUCAGUGUUACUUAAACCGAUAAAUGCACUUUGUUGUUUUGCUAUUUUGUAAUAAAGAAAUCAUUCUUG